CGAACGUUAGUUCGAUGUCUGACUGGGAGGUGUUCUGUGCGUGUUCCUUUAACUCAAACAGCAAAUGACUACAUUGCCAAUUAACGUACUUGUUCGCGAGAGACGCAAUAUACGUAGUUAUUCUGUGAAUAAAAAGAAUGCUUUGACAGAUGAUACGUGUCUCCGUUCGUGCUUCGCCAAAGCAAACGAAAUCGCGUCACGACGAUCGAAGGCAAACCGAUGACAAUGUAAAUUAUAUAUGUCACAUAUCGCUGUCAUGACACAUAAGACUAAUGAUGUCUCUGAUAAAUAAACAUGGGAGCAAAGUUAAUAUGGAUUACAAAGCUCGUCUUGAAUAUAAAUUGUAUCUGGCAAGGGAAAAUCCAGAACCUGUUUUUGAUAUCUCUGAAUGUGCUCUAAAACAUGUGCCACCUGGGAUUUAUUCGUUAUGCAAAGUCUUUAGGAAGAAAAUGCUAUGGAUGUAUUGUAAUAAGUUAUCUUCUCUUUCGGGUGGAGGUAACUUGAAUGAUCUAUCUUUGCUUACUGUCUUAGAUCUUCAUGGAAAUCAAUUUAAUACUUUGCCUCCUGACAUUAUGUGUCUUGUCUCACUCAAGGAAUUAUAUCUACAGGAAAAUAAUAUAAGCAAACUACCCAACGAAAUAGCACAUUUAAAUAAAUUAAUUAUCUUAAAUAUAUCAAGAAAUAAUUUGAUACAAUUACCAGAAGUAAUUGGUAAACUUCAGCAUCUUAUUACUUUGGAUAUUAGUUACAAUAAACCUCUUCAAAAACUCCCUAAAUCUUUGGGUUACCUACAAUUAAUAACAAGUUUAAAUAUUGAUGGAUUAAAAUUAUCUUAUCCACCUGGAGAUAUUUUGAGUGGGGGUACUAUUGUAAUCAUUGCAUUUUUAGCAAAUGAAUCUGGAAUUGAAUAUUCCCCUGAAGAUUCAGUUUUAGAUAAUGACUUGUCCAGAGAGACAAGCUCUGAAAAUGUACAAGCAAUAUACUAUGAUAAGAAUAGUGAUGUGCAGGAAACAUUGCAGCAGUUAGAAAAAGCAAAGGAGCAACGUCAAUUUGCAUUAUUAGAAUUAGAAAGAAAUAUAAAACAACAGAAAGAAUAUGAAAUUGAGGUUCAAUCUAUGUUAAAGUCACAUAAAAAGAAGCUGUUAAAAGACUUAGCCCUACAACAAACUCAGUUAGAACACAAAUUAGAAAAAGUACAAAAAGAAAGGGACACUAAUAGAGCACGUCUGCUUUCCUACAUUUCUAAUGCUGAAAAAGAAGCUGAUAAUGUAAUAAAAGAAUUUCUAAGAAAUAGUGAAGAAGAAAGGCAAACUCAAGCUGAACUAUUAGAACGAGAAGCACAAGAAGAAAUGCAAUUAUUAUCAUCUUGUCAUUCAGAACAAUUCUUAUUUCGUACAAAGGAUACUCUUUUGGCAAUGGAAGAAUUAUUGGAAGAGGAAUUAUAUAGGACAAGAAAAUUGGAAGAACAUACAAACUACAAAAAUUAUACUGCACAAUCAUUAUUAUCUCUGGAAGUAAGGCAGAAUGAUCAUCUUGCACAAAUUGUACAAAAUCAAGAAAAGAGUAGACAAGAUCUUAUUGACAAAAUACGUCAAGAUGAAGUGUUGCAAAAGGUUGCAGUAGCAGCUUUAUUAGAACGAAGUGAUGCAAGAUCUUGGAGUAUUAUGCAACAAGUGAAUUUGGUCCAAUCACAAUUAGCUGCAUUAACUAAUAUAGAACUAGAAAGAAGAAAAUUUGAAAUAAACCAACAACUUAAUGAGAUUGCUGAACGAAGAGUAGCAUUAAGUGCUAUUCUUAUCAGUUUAUUAGAACAACAAAAAAAUAGAAGAGAUCAACUUCUCGAAACCAUUAAUCAUAUUGAACAAAAACGAUCUAGUAGUGAUUUGAGAAGAAGCAGUCAGUUUUGGUUAAUGCAGUACCAUUCAUUAAUGGAAACUCGUCCUCAGGGUUUAUUAGAAAUGCUAGAACCUACAUUAGUGCGGCAUGUUGCAAUUGCAGGAGCACUACACUGCCUACCUUUUUUGGCUACAUUACCAUCGUUAUUACCAAAUAUUAAUGAUGAACAGUUACAAGCUAUUGGUAUAACGAAUGAACGGGAUCGCGCUGCUAUAAAGAUGGCUGCUGAAAAUUAUUUGGCUGAAAUAAAAACAAAUGAAGAUAAUUCAUCAAUAUUGCCUUCUGCACCACCUGAGGAAGCUUCUACUAGUUAUAAUCAACCCGAACUUGAUAUUGCGAAAAGUAUUAAUACUGCUGAAUGUGUUGUUUGUCUUGAUUUACAGUGUGAAGUAAUUUUUCUACCAUGUGGACAUUUGUGUUGUUGCUCAAAUUGUGCAAAUAUGGUUUCAUCGAAAUGUCCCAUGUGCCGAAGUAUUAUAGAACGCAAAAUGAGAAUUUUAAAGCCAUAAGCCAUGAGAUGCCUUUUUUAAAAAAUUAGAGAACCAGUUACUGGUUAUUUUUAAGAUACAGUACGUAAUAUACACAUAAUAAAAAGAAAAUAUAUUACAUAUAUGCAGUAUUUUUACUAAUAAUUUAUGUUUACUAUUGUGUUUAGGUGUGAUCAUUUAUUUAUUAUGCAUUUCAUAUUUCUCUAUAACAAACUUCGUUAAUUUAAUUAAUAAAUUAGAUAUACAACCUAACAUAAACUUUAUAAAAAUGUUCCUUUUAUAAAAGCAUCUAUGGUCGUAAUAAAAAAAAUAAGAAUACUACAUAUUCAUAUACAUGUCUUUCUAAUGACUUAAAAUAUAAAUAAUUAAGAUGGAUGAAGUUUGCCAAAAUGACAUAAAUAUUACUCAAGUAAAAUUUA
Messenger RNA from Vespa mandarinia (Asian giant hornet), 2803 nucleotides. Its product is annotated as E3 ubiquitin-protein ligase LRSAM1. Gene Ontology annotation, molecular function: protein binding. The record is from RefSeq and is a predicted model, not a curated record. Gene Ontology annotation, cellular component: cytoplasm. NCBI's taxonomy places the organism in Eukaryota, Metazoa, Arthropoda, Insecta, Hymenoptera, Vespidae.